ACUAGGCCAUUACCGAUAGGCAUUUCUCGAUAGUCACCACUAAAAUCAAGUUAAAACGCUUUAAAACGCUUAUUUUAAAUAGAAAUGAAUACAAAACUAAUGUCAAAUGCACUUAGAGCACUACGAGUGGGCGCAUCCACCAAAUGGCAAGUGCCCGCCUUGACCACAGUGCGGCAAUACGCUGCGCCGCCCAAAAGAUUCUACAAGAAGACCUCUGUGCUGUGCACUGACGGUGGCUACGAGGUGGUGCUGGAUCACAGAAAGCUAAAGACACCAAAGGGCGCACCAUUCACGGUGAAAAGCGAACCGCUGGCCAUUGCCGUGGCCACGGAAUUCGACGGCCAGAAGGAGCACAUCGAGAGGUCGCGCAUGCACAUAUCGGCGCUGUGCUUCACAGCCAUCGAUAAUCCCAAUAAUCUGAACAAACUGGAUAUGGUCAACUAUCUGUUGAACUAUAUGCCCACCGAUACGGUGCUCUUUCAAUAUGAUGAUGAGCAAGAUCUAAAGGAUUUGCAGAAAAACGAAUGGGAUCCCGUGAUUGACUGGUUCAAUCAGCGUUUCGAGACGAAUCUACAGAAAACAAUGAACAUAACACCGCCCCACAUAAGCGAUGCGGAUAAGGUGAAGGUGGCCAAACAUUUUCAAUCCUACAGCUUGGAUACGCUGCACGGUUUUGUAUAUGCUGUGGAUACAUUGAAGUCAAUUAUCCUGGCCUGUGCCGUCAUAGAGCAAAUGCUGCCCGUGGAAAAGGCAGUGGCACUCGCGCGCCUGGAGGAGGAGUAUCAGAUAAAGUUCUGGGGACGCGUCGAAUGGUCGCACGAUCUGAGCCAGCAGGAGCUGCAGGCGCGUCUGGCGGCCUCGGUGCUCUUUGUGCAUCUCAACUGUUCCGAGAACUUUGUUAAAGAAAAGCUGAUACUAUAAAUCAUAGUAAACCAUU
Drosophila obscura is the source of this 937-nucleotide messenger RNA. RefSeq names its product ATP synthase mitochondrial F1 complex assembly factor 2. Gene Ontology annotation, biological process: mitochondrial proton-transporting ATP synthase complex assembly. The transcript has 4 exons. Gene Ontology annotation, cellular component: mitochondrion. Lineage: Eukaryota; Metazoa; Arthropoda; Insecta; Diptera; Drosophilidae. Bases 85 to 921 code for a protein of 278 amino acids. The record is from RefSeq and is a predicted model, not a curated record.